Rotaria socialis is the source of this 1398-nucleotide messenger RNA. The record is from the annotation of a GenBank genome assembly. NCBI's taxonomy places the organism in Eukaryota, Metazoa, Rotifera, Eurotatoria, Philodinida, Philodinidae.
AUGCUACUCAAACUGACAUUUUUUAUUUUUUUCCUAAUUGAAAUAUUUUCUUUGACUGCUGGUUCACCAUGUUCAUUUACUUGUCUUAAUCAAACUGAAACUCAUUCCAAAUCACAACCGAUCUACCUAAAUGAUACAAGUCAUGUUAUCUUAAUAGUAUUUGAAAUCAAUUGUACUAGUAAUGGUCCAAUUAUCUAUGCUAAUGUAUCAAUAUCUAUUGAAAAUAAACGUUCAGUUGAAAUAAAUAAUUCUUUACCAUUAAAUCUUUUUCGAUUUAAUAUCUCGACAAACUAUUUAACAUUCAAUUUAACUCUUCGUGGAAUUUUACUUGGCUAUAGUAAAUUACUGUUGCAUGCAGAAUAUUUAAAUGAAACAAGAAAUCUAUUCAAUUAUACCGAUGAUCUUAAUAUUGAUUUAGCUGUUAAACGAAAAACAACAGUAAUCGAUACAAUAUUUACUAUUGUUAUUAUAAUACUUGUUUGUAUUGGAACAUUUUUAAUUGGCUGUCGACUUGUUCCACAAAAUCUGUAUGCGAAUAUACGAAAACCUGUUCCUAUAAUUAUCGGUCUUUUUAGUCAAUUUUUAUGUUUACCUUUAUUAGCGUAUGGUUUAGCUAAACUUGCUAAACUUGAUUCAUCUGCAGCCAUAGGUUUAUUAUCAACAGGUACAGCACCGGGCGGGGGUGCAUCGAAUAUGUAUACAGCGAUGUAUGGUGGUGAUGUUGAUCUAUCAGCGUCAAUGACAUUUUGCAGUACAAUUCUAGCUUUUGGUACGUUUCCAUUAUGGAUUCUUUUGUUGGGUCGGGAAUUUAUCGAUACACAUGAUGUACAUUUUCCAUGGGAAAAUAUGUUCGUCACACUUCUUUCGCUUGUAAUACCGGCUGCCAUUGGUUUAUUACUCCGCUGGAAGAAACCCACAAUAGCUGAUCGUUUCACACGAUAUCUUCGAGUUAUCACACUAUUUUUUAUUACAUACAUUUUAACAUUUGGAAUUUAUACAAAUCUUUAUAUUUUCAAAUUAAUCGAUUAUCGAACGAUACUUGUCAGUGCAAUUCUACCUUAUUCAGGUUUUCUUAUUGGAUUUCUUAUGUCAAUAAUAACAAAACAAAGUCGACAACGUUUAAUUGCUAUAUUUAUCGAAAGCGGCCUACAAAAUACUGGCGUAGCUAUUUUCUUUCUACGCUUGUCUCUUCCGGAACCUGAUCGUGAUUUGGCAAUUAUUGUACCGAUUUUUGUUGCAAUUGCUAUACCAAUUCCGCUAUUAAUAAUCUAUGGUUGUAUUAGCAUUCAUGGAUAUUAUAAAAAACGCUAUGGAACGAAUUCUUUAGUAACAAAUAUAAAUACUGAACAUGACAGAGAAGGUUAUGAAAGAAUAUUUACUAGUGACGACGAACAAUAA